GAUUGCUGAGGGCAGAGUGAGUACAACCGACGGCCGCUCAGUGCUUCGAAACCGCAGGCAUGGACGAGGUGUGGAUGGUAUCUCUGUGCCUGACUUUCUUCGCCUUCAUAAUUGCCCUCUUGUCGCUGAGGAAGUCCGAAGAUGUGCCCGAGAGCGUAGCUAAGGCCAAGGAGCAGCGGAGCCCCGAGAUUGCUCCCUCCUCGCCCCAGCCGGCCGCCCGCUAUAUGGAUCUGACUCUGGAAGACAUCGAGAAGUCGCUGGAGCGCUUGGGAGCGGUGCUGGGCAUAGAAGCGCACGGCGUCAAGGCACCGCCGGCCUCCGAUUCCGACUGUCAAGCAUCGCUGUCCGGCUCCGAGGAGCAGCCACAUCGGCGCGGGGGGAGGGGAGCAGCACCCCCGGAGUGGGUAGAACAUAGCGGCGCUGAGGCCUGGAGUCGCCCCGAGAGACAGGUCAAGAUUGGACCUUCAGAGCAGAUAGACCCUCGGAGACAUGGCGGAGGAGAAGGGAGUGAAAUCCUGGAGCAUCUACCUGCAGCUACUGCAACGCAAAAUAUAAUGGAACAGAUUGAGCAAGCUGUCCAGGAGACACUAGAUCACAACAGGGAGCGCUCAGAAUUUAUUAGAGUAAGACGGGCACCACCUGCUCCACAACUUGAAACUCCACCUAGGGAUGAUGUGCUGCAGUACAAAAACCCGUAUUCCUCUGACUAGACUUUGCUCAGUCUGGGGUGGCUUUCAUGCUGUUACGUCAACUUCUUGAGUGACCUUCGAUCUUUGAGGGAUCUAACCGGCAGGGGUUGUUGUCUUGCUUAGUUGUUCUUGAACUUCAUAGAUGCUGCUGGAUUUGGGUCACCUUUCUAUUUUAAUUGAAAAUAUUACAAUUGAAAACAAGAACAUGCAUUUUAAAAGUAUUUGCAAGGAUGAUAAAUGUAUUUUAUUUGAUGCAUCUUUGAACAGUCUUAAUCUCUGGUACGCUUGUGGUUACACACCAUGUGAAGAUAAUCCCACAAGCCUCACGCCAGGAUCUCUGUUCUGGUAGCUAUUAUUGCAGGAUUUUGUUUCAUUUCAAAUUGAAAAGUGAAGUGUUGAGGAAUUUAUACUCAUGACUGUUGCUUAGCUUGAGACCUGUUAAUAUGCUUGAGUUAGUUGGGUGACACUUUGCAACACUACAGGUGAGACACCUGCUGUAUAUGGUACCCUUUUCUAUAUUAUCUCCAUUAUUUAUAUGAUAUGGAGUGAAAAAAAUUGUAAACCACGGUGAUUAGCAUGCUUUUUGACCCAUGUGGUGUGAUAUUUUUUUUUCCAAAUUUCAAUUUUAACUUGUGGUAAAAUUCAGUUGUGCUAUCAACAUCUUUUUAAAAAGUUAAAGAUGAGUAUUAGUCGGAGCCCUCUCCCCCCACCUCUUCAUGCUUUAGCUCUCCACCCUGUCCCCCGCUACUCAGCACCGUACAACACAGUGAGAAGAAUUUUCCCCUUUGGGGGGGGAGUGCAGGAACAGGCACGUGCAGGCAUGCCUCCGAUCGGCGC
Messenger RNA from Carcharodon carcharias (great white shark), 1526 nucleotides. RefSeq lists its product as uncharacterized. The record is from RefSeq and is a predicted model, not a curated record. The coding region runs from base 60 to 710 and encodes 216 amino acids. Lineage: Eukaryota; Metazoa; Chordata; Chondrichthyes; Lamniformes; Lamnidae. The transcript has 6 exons.